AUGGUUCACAAAGUGCUCUUCUGGAGCGGCUUCGGCAUUGCCGUCCGCCUCUGGCAACUCGGUAUCGAGAUGCGUCCUAUCCUCGCCAAGGAGUCCCUCUGGGUCUACCCUCUUUUCGCCGGUGUCGGUGGAAGCUUCGGCUACUGGAUGCAGGGAGUUGAGAGCAGGCAAUUGAAGAUGCUGGCACAGCGCCGCGAGGCCAUUCUGGAGAAGCGUCGGAGACGGGAUGAGAAGGCUGAGGGUGGUAUUCUGGCUGCUUCAUCAUAA
Penicillium bovifimosum is the source of this 267-nucleotide messenger RNA. RefSeq names its product putative NADH-ubiquinone oxidoreductase 14 kDa subunit. The coding region runs from base 1 to 267 and encodes 88 amino acids. The transcript is spliced from 2 exons. The record is from RefSeq and is a predicted model, not a curated record. NCBI's taxonomy places the organism in Eukaryota, Fungi, Ascomycota, Eurotiomycetes, Eurotiales, Aspergillaceae.